Messenger RNA from Terrapene triunguis (Three-toed box turtle), 1821 nucleotides. Its product is annotated as phosphate-regulating neutral endopeptidase PHEX. The record is from RefSeq and is a predicted model, not a curated record. NCBI's taxonomy places the organism in Eukaryota, Metazoa, Chordata, Testudines, Emydidae. The transcript has 18 exons. Gene Ontology annotation, cellular component: plasma membrane. The annotation marks the transcript as partial. Gene Ontology annotation, biological process: protein processing. Gene Ontology annotation, molecular function: metalloendopeptidase activity.
AUAGCGGCCUCCAUCUUAAGUAAAAUAAACCAGUCUGUGGAUCCCUGUGAGAAUUUUUAUCGGUUUGCCUGUGAUGGCUGGACAUCUAAUAAUCCCAUUCCUGAAGACUCGUCAAACUAUGGAGUUUAUCCUUGGCUGAGGAACAAUGUGGACCUCAAGUUGAAAGCACUGCUACAGAAACCUAUCAGCAAGAGACGGGACAGUGAAGCUGUACAGAAAGCCAAGAUCCUUUACUCAUCAUGUAUGAAUGAGAAUAAAAUUGAAAAAGUUGAUGCAAAGCCACUGUUAAGUAUACUGAAGCAUUCGCUGUUCCGUUGGCCUGUGCUGGAAUCUAACAUCGGACCUGAAGGACAAUGGUCAGAAAGGAAGUUCAGCAUGCUCCAGACCCUUGCAACUUUUCGUGGUCAGUACAGUAACUCUGUCUUCAUCCGUUUGUAUGUGGCUCCUGAUGACAAAACCUCCAAUAAACACAUCUUAAAGCUAGACCAAGCAACCCUGUCUCUAACUGCACGGGAAGAUUACCUUGAUAAUACCACAGAAGCUAAAUCUUACAGAGAAGCCUUUUUGCAGUUCAUGGUUGAUAUUGCAGUGCUUUUGGGUGCUAAUGCCUCACGGGCAGAGUCUGAUAUGAAGUCAGUUCUGAAACUGGAAAUUAAAAUAGCUGAGAUAAUGAUUCCACAGGAGAAUCGAACCAGUGAGACUAUGUACAAUAGAAUGAACAUAUCUGAACUUAGCACCAUGAUCCCUCAGUUUGACUGGCUGGGAUAUAUUAGGAAGGUGAUUGACACUAAACUCUACCCUGACCUUCAAGAUCUAGGUCCUUCAGAAAACGUGAUUGUCCGUGUGCCCCAGUACUUCAAAGAUUUGUUCAGGAUACUAGAAAAAGAAAGGAAAAAGACUAUUGCCAACUAUCUGGUAUGGAGGAUGGUUUAUUCAAGAAUAUUUAACCUCAGCCGACGCUUUCAGUAUAGAUGGCUGGAAUUUUCGCGGGUAAUCCAGGGAACCACAUCUUUACUGCCUCAGUGGGAUAAAUGUGUAAACUUUGUAGAAGGAGCACUCCCUUAUGUCAUUGGCAGGAUGUUUGUGGAUGUCCAUUUUCAAGAAGACAAGAGAGAAAUGAUGGCGGAGUUGACUGAAGGGAUUCGCUGGGCCUUUAUCGACAUGUUGGAAAAGGAAAAUGACUGGAUGGAUGCAAGAACAAAAAGGAAAGCUAAUGAAAAGGCAAAAGCGGUUUUGGCAAAAGUGGGCUACCCUGAGUUUAUAAUGAAUGACACGUAUAUUAAUGAAGACAUCAAAACAAUGAAGUUUUCAGAAAAUGACUAUUUUGGCAACGUAUUGCAGACCCGCAAAUAUCUGGCCCAGUCUGACUUCUACUGGCUUAGAAAAGAAGUUCCAAAAACAGAGUGGUUUACUAGUCCAACCACUGUCAACGCUUUCUAUAGUGCAUCAACCAACCAGAUCAGAUUCCCAGCAGGAGAACUCCAAAAGCCUUUCUUUUGGGGGACAGAAUACCCUAGGUCUUUAAGUUAUGGUGCCAUUGGAGUAAUUGUUGGGCAUGAGUUUACCCAUGGAUUUGAUAAUAAUGGUCGUAAGUAUGACAAGAAUGGAAAUUUAGACCCCUGGUGGUCCACUGAGUCUGAAGAAAAAUUCAAAGAGAAGACAAAAUGCAUGAUUAACCAGUACAAUAAUUAUUAUUGGAAGAGAGCUAGCCUAAAUGUAAAAGGGAAGAGGACUUUGGCAGAAAACAUUGCAGACAAUGGAGGUUUGCGAGAGGCUUUCAGGAGUUAUUGGUGCAAUGAGCAACUUCGAGGAGUUCCGUAA